AUGGGAGUUCAGAGAAUUGAUCAAACGGCGGCGUUUAAAAGAAAGAAGUUAGAGAAGACGGAGGUUACCAGCGAAGAGUUUCAGUAUGAGAUGGUGGAAGGAAGGACUUCUUCAUCGAGGGAAGAUAAAUUGGAAUUUUUGAAUCGUAAAAUGCUACAGCGGAUGAAAGCAGAUACUUUAUAUGAUUCCAUCUGUGUCAGAAACAUGAUGAGUAGAAGUGGGGGAGAUUCUUUAAGAACUUCCGCACCAUGUGGUGUGAGGUUACAUGCAAAUGUAGAUAUUUAUUCAGUAUCUGGGGCUGCUUCAAGUGAUAAAGAUGUUUUUUCGAAGCGCAAAGUUGCGAAGUUUGACACUUCUGAUCUUGAAUGGACUGACAAAAUUUCAGAGUGUCCAAUAUACUACCCGACUAAAGAGGAGUUUGAAGAUCCUUUAGUUUAUCUGCAAAAGAUAGCUUCAGAAGCAUCAAAAUAUGGCAUUUGCAAGAUUGUUUCCCCUGUACUUGCAUCUGUUCCUGCUGGUGUGGUUCUCAUGAAAGAAAAAGCUGGUUUCAAAUUUACAACUCGGGUACAACCUCUUCGUUUGGCUGAAUGGGAUACCGAUGACAAGGUCACCUUUUUCAUGAGCGGAAGAAACUAUACAUUACGAGAUUUCGAGAAAAUGGCGAACAAGGAAUUUGCUCGUAGAUAUCAUAGUGCUGGAGGCCUUCCUUCAACUUACUUGGAGAAAGAAUUUUGGCAAGAAAUAGCUUGUGGAAAGACAGAAAGUGUUGAAUAUGCAUGUGAUGUUGAUGGUAGCGCAUUUUCAUCUUCUCCAAACGAUCCACUUGGAAAAAGCAAAUGGAAUCUGAAGAAACUUUCUCGGCUCCCUAAAUCUAUUUUACGUCUUCUAGAUACAGCAAUCCCGGGAGUUACUGAGCCUAUGCUUUACAUGGGAAUGCUGUUUAGCAUGUUUGCUUGGCAUGUGGAAGAUCAUUACCUGUAUAGCAUCAAUUAUCAUCACUGUGGGGCAGCAAAAACUUGGUAUGGCAUUCCUGGCCAUGCAGCUUUGGAUUUUGAAAAGGUUGUAAGGGAGCAUGUGUACACUCACGAUAUCUUAUCUGCAAAUGAAGAAGAUGGUGCUUUUGACAUGCUUUUGGGGAAAACAACUUUGUUUCCUCCUAAAAUUUUGUUGGAUCACGAUGUUCCAGUUUUCAAAGCUGUACAGAAGCCUGGGGAAUUUGUAAUAACUUUCCCUAGAGCAUAUCAUGCUGGAUUUAGUCAUGGUUUUAAUUGUGGGGAAGCUGUCAACUUUGCAACUGGUGAUUGGUUUCCCUUGGGAUCCAUUGCUAGUCGCCGCUAUGCUCUACUUAAUAGGAUGCCUGUCCUUCCUCAAGAGGAGCUUCUUUGCAAAGAAGCAAUGCAGCUUUAUACAAAUCUGGAACUUGAAGACCCAGAUUAUUCAUCUGUGGAUUUGAUUUCCCAGAAUAGUAUUAAAUUUUCAUUUGUAAAUUUGAUUCGUUUUCAGCAUCGUGCUCGUUGGAGUCUAAUGAAAUGGAAAGCUUGUACAUAUGUUUCUUUUAUUAGCCAUGGAACAAUUCUUUGCAGCAUGUGCAAACGGGAUUGUUAUGUAGCAUAUGUGAAUUGCAAUUGCUACUCACAUCCGGUGUGCCUUCGCCAUGAUAUAAAGUCUCUAGAUUUACCCUGUGGAGGCAAUCCAAGACUUUGUGUGAGGGAAGAUAUCUUAGAUUUGGAAGCAGCAGCUAGGCGGUUUGAGCAGGAGGAUAUACGAUAUGAGAUUCAACAAGGUAGAAAUGGUGAGGACUCAGUUCAGCUAGCAAACAUGUUCUCGAGAGCUGAAAAUGAUGGUUAUCUCCCUUACUGUGAUAUUAAUCUGGAGUUUAAUGAGGAAAUUCCCCAAUCUGAGAACCAAAUACAGCAGCAGACAUACAGUUUUCCCUGUCGGUCUACCCUGUUCACUGGCGCAGAGAAUAUAAAGACUGAAACUUCAGAUGCUUCCAUUUUGGGUUCUUUAUCUUCAUCAAACCUCGGUAUCGUUGCAGAGUCAAGUCAAAGUUUUUACGGAACUGGCAGUGUUCAAGGGAAUAUUAACUUUGGAAAUCUUGCAUCGACAAUGUCUUCUAGAGAUUGCUUUACUCGUGUUCGUGAAGUUUCACAAUCCUCUGCUAGUGAAUAUGCUAGUUCCCAGAAGAAGGGUAUUCAGAAGACAGAUUUCGGAACUAGUAAUGAAGAAAGUGAUGAGUCUGAUUUUGAAAUAUUCAGGGUUAAGCGGCGUUCUUCCACCAAAGCAGAACAAAGAAAUGCACAGAACCCUGUCUCUGUUAAUUUUGAACAUCAGGGUUUUAAGAGGCUAAAGAAACACCAACUUGGACGGUAUGGGCAGUUAACAUCAGCUGAUUGUUCAACAGCUGAAGAUCUGAGCCGUGACUUGAGUCGUAAUUCAACUCAAUUAAAAGAAGCCUCACAUGGUGCUUCGAGGGACAAGUUAGCCAGAGGAAGUGGCAUUCCCAUCUCCAUUAAGUUUAAGAAAACGGCAAAUGAGGAAGCAACAAGUAAACAUGGAGAAGUGCACAGAAAUGAUAGAUUCCAGCAUGAGUUAAGCAAAAACACGAGGGAACCUCCCUCAAUAGAGCUUGCUGCGAAGCGACUCAAAGUCAGAGGUCCAUCAUUUUUAGAUGGCAAAUUGAACUGA
This is a messenger RNA of Fraxinus pennsylvanica, 2688 nucleotides long. The record is from the annotation of a GenBank genome assembly. NCBI's taxonomy places the organism in Eukaryota, Viridiplantae, Streptophyta, Magnoliopsida, Lamiales, Oleaceae.